AGGGAAGAGCGAAACCUGAAGCAGCAGAUGCUGAGGAGGGAUCUUGAGGAGCAGAUUGAGGAGAAGAAAAGGCAGAGAGAGAGGGAGAGGCUGCAGGAAAGAGAGCUGCAGAUGAAGGAGGAGGCAAGACUGCGCAGAGCAGGAGUUCGCGUCCCUUCCUCGCUCGCCAUCGGAGAAGGAGAUGACAGGCUGCCGGCCAUCGAAGAAGAGCUCGGAGGAGCGAUCCUCAAGACCGAAGACCAACUCUCCGGGAACCAGGAGGAGGAGGACGAGAGGGGGAAGGGGGAGGAGGAGGAGGACGGCCUGCUCAAGGACUUCAGACUGUACAAGAAGACAAGCCUCUCGGACAUCCGCAAACUUGACACUGACGAGAAGUAUGCCAAGUUGCAACAGGAGCUGAGGGACAUCAUAAAGGUACAAGAGUCUAUCCGAGGGGAACUCGCUCGGCAGAAUGUUGAGAUCUCAAGGAUGAGCUCACAAUCAACAGUGAAUGUCAUUUCGAGCAAACAGGCAAAGGUGUUGAUGGAAGAUUACUACAACAAUAUCCUGCAGAAUGACGACUGGAGAAAUCAGAAGCCAAAGUUCGAACCUCAACAAGAGCCGUCUUCUCGCCCCGUGAAUGCAUCGACCAAUCAGAUCCCAGCCAUCAUCCGAUCCGAAGCGAAGCUGCUUUACCCCAAUGACCCCAACUACACGGGGCUUGGCAUGCAGGAGUCGCUCAUGAGAGGAGGAGGGGAGGAGGAAGGGAAGUUGGAUCUCGAUCGUCUCAUCCUCAAGAACAAGAUGCGACUGGCAGAACUGAGGAGGAGCAUGAAUGGGGCUUCGUGACUCGCAGGGUCCUCAUAUUGAAUGAUCAUGUUAACUGUAAAUCAUGGACAUGUAAUGAAAUGAUGAAACAU
This is a messenger RNA of Guillardia theta CCMP2712, 899 nucleotides long. RefSeq lists its product as hypothetical. Gene Ontology annotation, molecular function: protein binding. The record is from RefSeq and is a predicted model, not a curated record. Lineage: Eukaryota; Cryptophyceae; Pyrenomonadales; Geminigeraceae. The transcript is spliced from 9 exons. Bases 28 to 828 code for a protein of 266 amino acids.